UCAAAAGUGUCAAAAUCCCUUCACAAUGGACGCAUCCAGAGGCCGUUUAUGACAUAUGGCGAAUUCACUUCUCCACAUCCUGUCAGUGUCAAGUUUGACAGCAGUUGCCCCGCUGUCAAACCUGACAGAUCAAACUGAUCGAGACGCUUGGCAACUGUCACAACAAGGCGAUUGCCAUGGCAACCCAACAUGGCUGCGUGUUUCAGGCGAUGGCAACGUGAGUUUCGAGGAGUUUUUGGACAUGGCGUGGACGGCGGGCGCUGGCACCGACCCCGAUCAGGUUCUGUCGCGCGAAGAAGAGGAAAAAGAGCUGCGCGACGCGUUCCGCGUCUUCGACAAGCACAAUCGAGGCUACAUCACGGCGUCCGACUUGCGGGCGGUGCUUCAGUGCCUCGGCGAGGACCUUUCGGAGGAGGAGAUUGAGGACAUGAUCAAAGAGGUGGACGUCGAUGGGGACGGCCGCAUUGACUUCUACGAAUUCGUGAACGCCCUCGGGGAGCCGGGCAAUGACGACAGCUACGAGGAGGACGACGACGACUACGCAGGCUAUUAACCACUUAUCGAGCUCCAAUUAACUUAUUCGCAUUCUAACCGGCCCUUUGGCGCACUUUCAUCCACAUUUCGGGCGUUUUUUCUUCAAAAUAUUAACGCACACAUACAUGUAUAAAUAUAGUGAUAUACAGGAAA
Messenger RNA from Dendroctonus ponderosae (mountain pine beetle), 687 nucleotides. Its product is annotated as calmodulin-2/4-like. The transcript is spliced from 3 exons. The coding region runs from base 56 to 553 and encodes 165 amino acids. NCBI's taxonomy places the organism in Eukaryota, Metazoa, Arthropoda, Insecta, Coleoptera, Curculionidae. The record is from RefSeq and is a predicted model, not a curated record. Gene Ontology annotation, molecular function: enzyme regulator activity; calcium ion binding.